AAACAAUAUUUAUUUUUGAUGAUAGACGAACUUAGCCACCUGAGUUACCUCACUAAAUACUAUAGUGAACUCGGCGAGGAACAGUUCAUCGAGUCUGACCCAAAAUAUGUACCUUUUCGGAACUUCUUCCGCAUUUUACGUGAUUUGUUGAUUAUAGGGAAGGUAAUUGUCUAUUUGGCAGGUCGAACUGCUGAAAUCUCGGCCCCCUUGUCUGAUACUCGCUCCAGUAGAGUGAGUCUCCAUAUGUUGCGGUUGAAUCCCUUUAAUCUCCAUGAUAUUAACGAAUAUCUUGAGCUGGCAACUUAUGAUGGAAAGUCCUUGAAGGACUGGUUAUUGCUCUCGGAUGAUUUACGACAUCGAUUCGUAGAAUUGUUGAAAAAAGAAGACAGGGGGUAUCCCGUUGAUUAUUUGUCGCAACCUGCUAUCAACAACGACAAUAUGGAAGUUUUGUUAGAUGGUGUCUUCCGGUCUUUACUACUACAUUCGUUAACGUUUAUUAUUCCAGAGAUACUAGAUUCCGCAACCCUUCUUCGAUAUGAAUUUGUCUUUUUGAAUUAUCAGCUCGGAACAAUUUUUCCAAUUGACUUUGUAAUUACUCUAUGUGGAACGAGAACUUAUUUGAUGGACUUGGUUGCAACUUUUGGGUUUUACUUUGAAAUUUGUGAAACUGACGGGGUUGAUAUGGGGACCGAAUUCAAGAUUGGUUGUUGUGAAUUUAUAUUGAGAGCUCAUAGCAACUAUAACUUUUUCCGUGAGGCUACUGAACUCUUUUCUUUAUCUCCGUUUAGUUAUAUUCCCGACACUUCAACAGCAAAGGGAGUCUUCUUUGAAUUUGUAUUUAUGAAGAUCUUUCGCUUUCGCUUAUUAACUUUUCUUCAUUCUAAUUCCUCGCCUAUUGUACAUUCUGCUAUUCCAGGAAUUUUCGAGGGCUCUUUUAUUGAACAGGACAAUGUUUCUUAUUCUAUGGAAUCAACAAAAUCUAAUGAUAUACCCAUCUUGAGAGAUGUCUCUGAUUCAUUUUCUGAUCAUUAUGGAAAAUAUUUACAACGUUGUGGUAUUUUUGUUCCAAAGGAUGGCAAUUCGAGUGGCCCUGAUGCAUAUGUUGUAUUCCAUAAUGGACAAACACGUUAUGUUGUUGGAUUUUCAUUCAAAUUUUAUCACAAAAGUGAAUUUUCGAAGAGAGAUAUUGAGGAGGAAGCCAAAAAAUUUUUGAAGGAAGUUGUUUCCGUUUUGAAUUACGAAUCUUGUUCAUCUGUUCAACUUUGUUUUCAGUUUGUGGUGAUAGCAUAUACUAAUUAUGAUCGAUCUGUUUUUUUCUCUGUUGAAGAUGCAAGUUAUUUGGUUACUGAACAUUCUGCAGGGUCAAUUUUGAAUGAAAGUAGUCGAUCAUGCCUGCAGUUGGUAAUUGUUUCCCAAAAGAACCUUGAACGAUUCUUUGGAAGAGAAAAUUUCGAUAUUUUGAGGAAAAUUGACAAGGCAAGCCGAGAAGAGUUCACUGAGCAAUCAAAUGUUACUUUAGGAGUGGCUCAACAUAUAGGACGGAGAACAAAUGAGGAGAAUAGGAUGCAAAUGGAAAGUUUUCAAAGUGCUAUGCAAGUGGAAGAAGAAGAUACACGAGGCGAACAAAGGGUUGCAGCAUCCAGUUCUUUGUCUUCAUCAUUUGAUUGGAAUACUUUCCUAAGAGAACGUUGUGGUUUUUCUGAAGAAGAUGUUGCUUAUUGUUUUAGGAAACUCUCAAGGUUUGGCAGAGUUUCGCUUUCUAGACUCAGUGAAGAUUUGUUACUUCGCAUGGGUAUCAAUGAUCCCAUCGUAAUAGCCACACUGCUUAUUGGCAUUACUAAAGAGUUUUCUGACUAACUUUGGAAUAGGAGGAUAUCCAUUAUAUGGAGUCUUGAUAAGACUAAAUAAAGUUUGGAGGAAGCUCCUUCUAUCGGAUACCAGUUGGAUUGAUAUAAAAUCGACAUUCACAAUAUUUCAGGACAUUAUAUUAGGCUUUACACCAAAAUGUCCUUGGAGUCUAAUAAUCUUUAUGUAUUCGAUAGAUGAUAUAAUACUUGCUGUGGAACUAUUUGCAGCAAACAAACUCGUUAGAAAAUAUUGUCUCGAUGUACUUUUCCUGUGAAAUUGUGAGAUUAGAAUUCUGAGCACGGACGUAACCCUAUCAUGUGGACACAUGAUCACUCAAAGGUAUAGAGACAAUGUGACAAUAAAGUUACUUUUUAGCAU
Galdieria sulphuraria is the source of this 2226-nucleotide messenger RNA. Its product is annotated as archaeal ATPase. The record is from RefSeq and is a predicted model, not a curated record. The transcript is spliced from 3 exons. NCBI's taxonomy places the organism in Eukaryota, Rhodophyta, Bangiophyceae, Galdieriales, Galdieriaceae. The coding region runs from base 19 to 1857 and encodes 612 amino acids.